AUGUAUGAACUCUCCAAUAUCCAGCAACACAUUGACUUUAAUACCAGUCGAACGCCAUAACAAUUUUUCGCAAGCCUAGAUCGACACAACUCCAAGAUGCCAUCAGUAUUCUCAAGGAGCAAGGACAGCGAGAACGAGGUCACGCAUUCAGGUGCCCCCGCCGACUCAACUAGAGCCACCCCUCCCGGAUACGCAGACGAUGCGAUACCACCAACCUACAAGGCCACUUCGUAUCUAACUUCACUCCGUGAGGGCGACCCCAAUGACAAGAUCGAUGUUCCCAUGAUUCACAGCACCCACAAGCUCUCAUUCGGCGACUACUUGCCUUGGGGCAGUGCGAUGAAGACCGGCAAGCGCACUGUGAUUUCGCGCAGCAUGACGCGCGACUGCUACGUCAAGCACUACGCAAAAGACGAGGAGGGCAACUACAUCGGCACUGAACGGCCAUAUCCUGAUCAUCAACUGGUAUCGGUGCCGAAUAAGAGCACCCCUGACGAUAUUUUGAAGCAGGCGAGUGACGAUCUCCCUUAGCCGUAGCUUAAUAUGCUGAUAUGGUGGUAGCUGGAUGAGUUUGUCGACGUGAGGCAUGACAUUCGACACCUGCAUGACAAGAAGGAGCUCAAGCACAUCCCAAA
This is a messenger RNA of Didymella exigua CBS 183.55, 635 nucleotides long. RefSeq lists its product as uncharacterized. The coding region runs from base 97 to 531 and encodes 144 amino acids. The transcript has a single exon. NCBI's taxonomy places the organism in Eukaryota, Fungi, Ascomycota, Dothideomycetes, Pleosporales, Didymellaceae. The record is from RefSeq and is a predicted model, not a curated record.